Necator americanus (New World hookworm) is the source of this 1542-nucleotide messenger RNA. RefSeq lists its product as uncharacterized. NCBI's taxonomy places the organism in Eukaryota, Metazoa, Nematoda, Chromadorea, Rhabditida, Ancylostomatidae. The record is from RefSeq and is a predicted model, not a curated record. Gene Ontology annotation, biological process: proteolysis. Bases 1 to 1542 code for a protein of 513 amino acids. The transcript is spliced from 2 exons. Gene Ontology annotation, molecular function: aspartic-type endopeptidase activity.
AUGGCUGAGUUCAAUGACGUCACACCUGAGCAGAUGAAAUACCUCGUAUGGAUAUGUGGACUUGUCGCCCCGCAAGAUGCCGAUGUUCGCGCUCGUGCCCUUCGCAAGAUGGAGGACAACCCUCGAACCACGCUAAAGGAGCUUGCUGCCGAAGUUCAGCACUUUCUCGACAUUCGUCAGGAUGCUACACUCCUCGAACGAUCAAGUGUACCGCACGUCAACGUCGUGGAUUCGCAAAAGAGUCGAAAUCGUGAGCCGCCGUCACCUUGUUUUCGGUGCGGAGCCAAUCACUGGUCCAGAGACUGCACAUUCGUGAACGAGAGAUGCCACGACUGCAGACGCUCUGGACACAAGCGAGGAUUCUGCAAAAAUUUCCCGGGGAAGAAGAUGCGGAAUGCGAAACAAAAGCGGAAAUCUGCCAACACCGUCACUAUAGCUUCGACUCGUGCUGACGUCGCUGUAAACCGCAUCUACCGUAGAGUACAGAUUGAUGGGAAGACAGUACGCAUGCGCCUUGAUACUGGAGCAGACGUAACAUUGCUGAGCACUGCAGACUGGACCGCCAUGGGUCGACCAAAGCUGCAAUCACCUCGUUUGACACUGAACUCUGCCAACAACGAACCGAUCAACAUUGGAUCGCCCAACACUGUUCCGUCGCUUGACAGAAGGCUCCAUCUGCAACAUCUCAAGACGCUCAGCACCUUGAAUUCUUCUCUCACAACGCACCUGAGGAAGAAUUUCCCAGCAGUCUUCGCUCCUGGACUGGGAUGUUGUACAAAGUCAAAGGCUAAACUCGCCCCGAAGCCUGACUCCAAGCCUGUCUUUCUGAAGUAUCGCCCGGUGCCCUAUAUUGCUAGGCUGAGGAUUUCAACCGAAAUCGAUCGACUUUUGUCUAUACAUGUGCUGGAGCCCGUUGAUCACUCAGAAUGGGCAGCACCCAUCGUCGUCGUUCAGGAGAAAAAUGGAUCGAUCCGCCUCUGCGCAGACUACUCAACCGGACUGAACGAUGCACUGGAACAAAACCACUAUCCGCUCCCAACUCCAGAGGACACUUUCACGAAACUCAACGGAGGACGCUACUUUUCACAGCUCGACUUAGCCGAAGCAUAUCUCCAACUGGAAGUGGCCGACGUCUCAAAGCAGCUACUCACUAUCAACACGCACCGUGGACUGUAUCGCUUCAACCGACUACCAUCUGAAGUGAAACCAGCUCCUUGUAUAUUCCAACAAUGUAUGGAUGCUCUUAUCGCUGGAUUAGAUGGAACUGCCGCCUAUCUCGACGACAUACUGGUUACUGGUAGAACCAUCGGCGAACACAAUGCCCGACUAGAAGUCGUACUCAAAAGGAUUCAAGACUACGGAUUCCGCGUUCGACUCGACAAAUGUGCUUUCCUGCAGACAGAGAUCACUUACUUUGGGUUCGUCAUCAACGCACAAGGACGACGCCCCGAUCCUGGAAACAUCAAAGCUAUCCAGAAGAUGCCCGCUCCGAAGGACAUCAGUCAACUUCGCUCUUUUCUGAGACUCAUCAAUUUCUACUGA